Molecule: messenger RNA, 4496 nt
Organism: Vombatus ursinus (common wombat)
Lineage: Eukaryota; Metazoa; Chordata; Mammalia; Diprotodontia; Vombatidae
Gene: ITPKC
Product: inositol-trisphosphate 3-kinase C
Exons: 8
Coding region: 1-3336 (1111 amino acids)
Biological process (GO): inositol phosphate biosynthetic process
Cellular component (GO): cytoplasm; nucleus
Molecular function (GO): inositol-1,4,5-trisphosphate 3-kinase activity; inositol tetrakisphosphate kinase activity
Source: RefSeq, a predicted model, not a curated record
AUGCGACGCUGUCCCUGCCGGGCCCCGCCGGCCACGGAGGCGCGGAGGCGGCGGAGCCGGGGCCCAGGGUCCGAGGGGGGCGGGCUUCCCCCGCCGCGGGAUUGGCCGGACGCCGCAGGGGCCCGGGGGACUCUGGACUCCGCCGGACUGCAGGGGACGCUGGACACUGCGGGGGUCCGGGCUGGGCCGGACAGAAUUGGGCCCCAAGGGACACUAGACACUGCCGGGGCCCGGGGGACGCUGGACCUCGCUGGGGAUCCGCGGGACGCUGAAGGCCCCCAGGGGACGCUGGACACGGCCGGGGCCAAGUGGACACCGGACGCUGCCUUGGCCAGGGAUCAGCUGGACGCACAGGCUCUUGAGGCUCAGCCGCACGUCGUGGGGACCCAAGAUCAGCCGGCCAGAGCCGGGCCGCCGGGGCCACUGGACACCGCCAAGGCCCGAGUGGACACUGCUGGGAUCCAGGCUCAGCAGAGCAGAGCUGGGCCUCGGGGGCGGCUGGACAUCGCUGAGCCCCAGGAUCAGCUGGCCAGAGCCGGGCUUCUGGGGAUGCUGGUCACUACUAGGUCCCAGGAUCAGCCUGACGGGGCUGAGCCCUGGACACAACCUGACAUAGCCGUCCCUGAGCCUCAGCUGGACAGAGAAGGCUCUCAAGGAUGGCCGGAGGGCGCUGGCCUCUGGGAGCUGCAGGACAGAGCAGGCCGCCAGGGAGGGCCCUACAGAGACAGCCGCAGAACAAGGCCAGAGCAAGAGAGCUCUGGGGAUCAGCCCAACAAAGACAGUCACCAGGUGAUGCCUGGCAGAGCCGGGCCCUGGGUAUGGAAGGAUGGAGACAGUCCCGAGGCUCGACUGGACAGAGACAGCCCUCAGGGACAGAUAGACAGAGCUGGCCCCUGGGAUCACUGGGUAAGGCCAGAAAAAGCUGGCCUUGGGGAACCACCGGGUACAAAGGACCAUCAAACAAAACGGACUGGUGAUCACCAUUCCACUCGAGGGCAGCCAGAAAAAGAUGCCCCAAAGCCCGAGACUGAGAGAGCAAGCUUGUGGGGACAGUCGGACAAAGAUAUCCCCCAGGUAAGCCCAGGGAAAGCUGGUCUCUGGGGACAGUUGGACAGGCACUACUCAGAAGUACAGCCAGAUGGAACCAUCUCCCAGCUCAGUUCAGAGAGCGAUGGCUUUUGGGCACUGAACAGAGACACCCUCCAAGGCUGGCUGGACAGAGAUGAUCCAGAGAGGGAUGACCUUUGGGGUCAGCUGGAUGGAGAGGGCCUUGCGUCUCGGCCAACUGGUGAGGAUCUCCUGGGAAGGCUGGGUGUUGAGAUCACUCUUGGGUGGCCUAAGAGAGACAAGUUGGAGGCACAGUCAGAGAGACAGGACUGCUGGGGACAGCUGGACAGUGGAGGAAGUCCUCUGGGGAGGCUGGACGGUGGCGUUUCCCAGGGACAGCCAGCUAGAGACUGCCUAGCAGUGAGGACCGAGAAAGACAACCUCUGGGGAUGGCCAGGCUGUCCAGGCAGACACAGCCCUAUACCACGGCCAGAGAAUGAGGGUCCUCUGGGGAAACAGGCUGGUGAUGUCUCCAAUGAUCAGGCUGGUGAAGAUGGGCCUCCCACGGUGCCAGAGAAAGCUGGUUUCUGGGGACAGCUGGGUAAAGAUGUCCCCAUGGGACAUUUGGACAGAAACAGCUCCCAGUCACUGGCAGACAGGGAUGACUCCCUGGUGAGGGCAGAAAGACGCAGUACCUGGGCACAGCCUCACAGAUACGGCCUUGAACUACCCCCAGGAGGUGGGGGUCUGCUGGAGCAGCUGGACAGCAAGGUCACUGUGGGGCAUCCAAGCAGAGAUGGCCCCCCGGUGGGGACAGAGCAAUAUGGCCUUUGGGGGCCGAGGGACAGAGAUGUUGGCACUGUGAGGCAGCUGGACAGAGAAGGCCCUGAGGUGGGGCUCAGUAGAGAUGGCCCCAUAGGAAGGCCAGAGAGACCUGGUAUCUGUGGACACUUGGCCGGAGAUGACUGUGAGCCUAGGCUGGUUGCUCUGGACAGCAGCUUGCCCACGGGGCACCUGGAGGUGGGGAGUCCAGGGGGGGCCCUGGAAUUCCUUCUGCUGGAAGAACGGUGCCACUCCCUGCUCUGCAGGGGCCCCCAGGGGCCUGUGCCCCAGGUGAUCAUCACCUCCGAGCCUGGGACUGGACUGCUGGGCCGAGAGCAAGAAGGCCCCUCGCCCCAUCCUGUGGGGUCCCCAGCCAGAGGCCCUGGUGGCAGCGGAGGCCUUUCAUCUGCUUCUUCCUUUGAUGAGUCCGAGGAUGAUGUGGUCAUUGGGGGCGGAGGCAGCAGUGAUCCUGAGGAGGGGCCCAGGAGUGGGGAAGGACCUUGCAGGCCCCAGUCGUUUCAUGCUACAGAUGGGAACACUGAGGGGUCGGGAAUCUCCCAGUGCCAUCCAAACGUGUCCUGGAGGAAGCUGAAGACGGCUGUGCACUGCGCACCGUUUGUUGUGUCUUUCAGAAAGCACUAUCCCUGGGUCCAGCUCUCGGGACACAAGGGGAACUUCCAAGCUGGGGAGGAUGGGCGGAUCCUGAAAAGGUUCUGCGAGAGCGAACAGCGGAGCCUGGAACGGCUGAUGGGGGACGCACUCCGUCCAUUUGUGCCCACCUAUUACGGGGUGGUGGAGCAGGACGGAGAAGCCUUCAACCAGAUGGAGGACCUGCUGGCUGACUUUAGCACGCCCUCCAUCAUGGACUGCAAGAUGGGCACCAGGACAUACCUGGAAGAAGAGCUAGCAAAGGCCCGAGAGCGUCCCCGGCCUCGUAGGGACAUGUAUGAAAAGAUGGUGGCCGUGGACCCCGGUGCCCCCACCGCGGAGGAGCACGCCCAGGGUGCCGUCACCAAGCCUCGCUACAUGCAGUGGCGAGAGACGGUGAGCUCCACAGCCACUCUGGGCUUCCGAAUCGAGGGCAUUAAGAAGGCAGACGGCACCUGCAACACUAAUUUCAAGAAGACCCAGGGGACAGAGCAGGUCACUCGAGUCCUGGAGGACUUCGUGGAUGGUGACCGGAACCUCCUGAGGAAGUACGUGAAACGGCUGGAAGAGCUUCGAGGAACCCUGGAAAACUCCCCCUUCUUCCAGACUCAUGAGGUGGUGGGUAGCUCACUCCUCUUUGUCCAUGACCGGACCGGCCUGGCUAAGGUCUGGAUGAUCGACUUUGGCAAGACCGUCCCUCUGCCCGCGCCCCAGACCCUCAGCCACCGGCUGCCUUGGGAAGAGGGCAACCAUGAGGAUGGCUACCUGUGGGGUCUGGACAACGUCAUCCAACUUCUGGACAGACUGGCUCGGAGCUAAGCCAGGGACUCCAGGGGCAGGACUGAAUCGGGGGCUGAAGAGGGGCAGCCCCUAGCUCCUACUUGGGAUUUAUUUAUUUUUAAGGUAUUUAAGCUGUUGAGACGAAAGGGGGGCAGAACCAAAAGGAGGGCAGCGGGGGUGGCAUCUGAAACAGGAUGUGCCCAUCCCCAGUGACCCUGGCUCCAAGUAGGGGGAUCCAUGCUGGGUGCAGGUGCGCCCCACUAGGUCAGUGCCAGGGCGUGAUGGACUAAGCAUCGCCCCUCGCGAGCUGUAUCUGCGUACAAAAUGCUAGAGCCCCAAGCCCAUUGCUUGCUGUGCCAUGGGUUGACUCAUGGGAAGAGAAGGCCCUCUCACCCCAAUACCAGCACUAGCUUUGAGGGGAGGAGCGUCAAGGCCAAUGUUAACACUGUGAUCUCUACUCUCUUCCUCACCCCCUCACCCCCUGGUGGUGAUGGCGUAUUACCUGACCUUCCUGGCUCUGGGGGCCAGCCACCAGGGCUCUGCCUCUGCCAGCGUUGUGGAAGGGGAACUUUUGUCCUGCUCUUCCUACCAGAGGCCUGUCCUUCCCAGCUUCGGAUUGGAGGGAAGGAGGCUAACGGGUGGGAAUGGCCAAGUGAGCCUUCUCUGCCCUCCCCCCAAUAGUAGAAGGUGUGACUACCACUGCCUAUAAUAGAGGUUGCCCGGCUGUCAGCUCAGUCUUCAGCCUGUGGUGGGGGGGGGAGGGGGGCUUGCUGGCAGCAUCCAGUGGCAACUCUGGCCCUCUUUGAGCACAAGAACCAAAGACUACUCCAUCCAUGCACCCCGAGGGUGAAGGAGGCACGGGGGAGAGAACCCUUAUUCAUCUUCCGGCUCCCCAAGGAGGAGCUGGGGAGGGGCCUGGCUUUACCCUGGAACUUGAAGAGGCUUUAGGGAAUGAUCUAGUUCACAUCUCAUUCUCCACCUGGAGCAUGGGAAGUGGUAGACCUAAGGGAUCAAGGCCAGACCCCCACCCCCACAUACCAGCUGCCUCCUGAGUGCCAGCCUUACUGAAGUGUCCUUUCCUGGCCCCGGGGUGGGGAUGGAGAGAGAACGGGGCUAUGCUCUUUCUCCUUAUUUAUAAAGAGGAGUGGGCUGAGGCUGCUGGGGCCUCACCCCUCCCUUAAAUAAACAGAGCCUGGUGA